GUUAUGUGGUGCGAAAUGAAAGAUGUAAACUCUUCUUUACCUGCAGCCGUGAUGUAAAGUACUUCUUCAAAUUAAUCACCUGAAGCAAUAUCCAUGGAGUGUCACUGCCUUUCGACAGUAGGUGUAGCUCACUGUUCAAGAAUUCCGAGCUUUCAGGGUGCCUCAACUAUUGGCUGCAAUUUACCUUCAUCGUCUCCAUAUUCCUUGCUGCUUCCAUCUCCCCUUCCAAAUUCUUUUCUCCAGCGUAGAUUAGAACCAGUUGUUUACCAGAAAAAGUUAUCAUUCCAGCCCUUAAGAACCUUAAAAGGGAGUAUUAGAGCUGAAAAGCAAGGUUGGGAUGUAGGUCGUUUUUGGAAAACAUUGUCUUUCUUUGACCAGCUUCCGUCUCCUGGAAAGUUAUUUGCAUUUCUGAUUGAGAAAAUCUCUGAUCCGUCACCUAGCAAAGCAGUGAAACCGAUGGAUACUACUGGGAUUGUACUGGUGGCUGGAGCUACUGGUGGUGUUGGGAGAAGAGUGGUGGAUAUCUUACGAAAAAAUGGGCAAGCAGUUCGAGUUCUGGUCAGAAAUGAAGAAAAAGCUAGGAAGAUGCUUGGUGAAGAUGUUGAUUUGAUUGUUGGAGAUAUUACCAAAGCAAGCACAUUGCUACCUGAGUACUUCAAAGGAGUAAAGUCGGUGAUUAAUGCUGUUUCAGUUAUUGUUGGCCCAAAAGAAGGUGAUACUCCAGAUAGGGCCAAAUAUAGCCAGGGAAUCAAGUUCUUCGAACCAGAGAUUAAAGGUGAUUCCCCAGAAAUGGUUGAGUUCAUUGGCAUGAAAAAUCUGAUCAGUGCGGUUAAGGAAUCAGUUGGACUUCGUAGUGGAAAACUAGUAUUUGGAUUUGAAGAUAAUGUAUCCAGAGAGCUUCCGUGGGGUGCACUGGAUGAUGUUGUCAUGGGAGGAGUAAGUGCCAGCGGAUUUGAGAUAGAUCCUUCUGGUGGUGAGAAUGGUGGACCAGCUGGAAUUUUCCGAGGAUUCGUUUCUACUGCAAACAACGGAGGUUUUGCCAGUAUCCGCACAAAGAAUUUCUCCAUACCAGAAGAUCUCUCUGCAUAUGAUGGUCUUGAGUUGCGCAUCAAAGGUGAUGGUCGUAGAUAUAAAUUCAUGCUACGAACCAAUCGUGAUUGGGACACUGUUGCAUAUACAACUGGCUUUGACACUGUUAAGGAUCAAUGGCAAUCGGUUCGCUUGCCUUUCUCUUCUUUGAGACCUAUAUUUCGAGCGCGAACUGUGUCUGAUGCCCAACCAUUUAAUCCUAGUGAAAUCAUAUCAUUUCAGCUCAUGUUCAGCAAGUUUGAGUAUGAUGGGAAGUUGAACCCAACUUUUGUUGAAGGUCCAUUCCAGCUUCCAAUAUCAACCAUAAGAGCUUACAUAGAAGAGCCAAUCACUCCCAGGUUUGUGCAUGUGAGUUCGGCUGGAGUCACUAGACCCGAGAGGCCGGGACUUGAUUUAUCCAAACAACCUCCAGCUGUCCGCAUGAACAAGGAGUUGGGCUUUAUUCUCACAUACAAAUUGAAGGGGGAAGAUCUAAUCAGGGAAAGUGGCAUUCCAUAUACAAUUGUCAGACCCUGUGCAUUAACCGAGGAACCUGCCGGAGCUGAUCUCAUCUUUGCUCAAGGAGAUGAUAUAACAGGGAAGAUUUCCAGGGAGGAAGUUGCAAAGAUAUGUAUUGCUGCACUGGAAAGCCCUUAUGCAUGUGACAAGACAUUUGAGGUUAAGAGCGUGAUUCCGUUCAGCGAACCUUACACUGUGGAUCCAGAAAAUCCUCCUCCAGAAAAGGACUACGAUGUGUACUUCCAAACACUGAAAGAUGGCAUAACAGGGAAAGAAAGCUUAGAGCAAACACCUGUUUCCGUCUAAAUCUAAACUCGUCUGCAGAAAAUCAUUGUUGAGUGGUGAUCUCAUAUCAUACAUGUUCAUGAAAAGGCUGAGUUAGCUGCCUGUGUAAUUGGCUUGCUUGAGAUACUUGUAAUUGUAAAGCUUACAGUGGCUAAAGCAUAAAGAAAAAGUACAGGUAAAUGAUUGUGAUUUCUGAUUA
Molecule: messenger RNA, 2071 nt
Organism: Salvia hispanica
Lineage: Eukaryota; Viridiplantae; Streptophyta; Magnoliopsida; Lamiales; Lamiaceae
Product: NAD(P)-binding Rossmann-fold superfamily protein
Source: RefSeq, a predicted model, not a curated record